GUAGAUAUUUUUUUGUAUCGAUAGUUUUUAGACUCUCUAUGUAAAAUGUAAACAAAGACCUGCUGUCAAAUGUCAAUCUCAGUUGUUGCCAGUUCCAACUUCCAGCUGUUGCAACGUUGAGCAACUUCGUUAAGUAUUUUGUUUAUAAAUCAAACGAAAUAAUGACUUCAAUAAGAGAAAAUACAAAUCAGUUCUUGUCACCUGAUAAACGAGUCAGUAAACUACUGGAUUCCAGACCUAAAAAUGAUAAAGAAACUCUCGAAGCAUUAAAAGAACUGUCAACAUUUUUCACUGACAAUACUUUGAACUGUCGCAGAAGUUUACGCAGUAUCAUUGAAAAAAGAAGCCUGUUAAUAAAUGAUGAGUUCUUGUCAGCAUUCAGAGAAGUCAAGUCUACACUCGACAACAUUUACGCCGAUGUUUCGUCUAUGAAUAGUUCAAUUCAGACAAUGACUAAUCGUUUACAAAAUACAAAAACUCAAACAUUGACUCUUAUUGAUCGCCUGACAACGCUUCAAAAUGAAAACAAACGAUUUUCAAUGAACCAUGAAAUCGUUGAAAUUUUUAUUAGUAAAUUUCAACUAUCUCGCCAAGAAAUUAGUAUUCUUCAUGGUCAAACUCGAGAUGAACCAAUCACUGAAGAAUUUUUUAACGUUUUAAAUCGUCUUCAAGCUAUUCAUUCGAGCUGUAGAAUUUUUAUGCAGUCAGGCUAUCAAACUCUUGGGCUUGAUGUUAUGCAAAGAAUGACUCUGUUACAAGAAGCAGCAUUAGAACGUCUGUACAAAUGGACCCAAAAUCAAUGCCGUCAUAUUGAAAACGAAAACUCACUUACACUGAUAAUUAAAGCAAUGUGCAAACUUCAACAUAGGCCAGUUCUUUUUAAAUACAUUAUUGAUGAAUAUUGUACUACUCGACGAUCAGUAAUUGUUGAUGCAUUUAUUGAUGCAUUGACACUAAGAACUAAAGAUAAAGGAAGUAGUAUAAAUCCCAUAGAAAUGAGAGCUGAUGACCCGACAAGAUAUGUUGGUGAUAUGUUAGCUUGGCUACAUCAAGCAAUUCCAGUUGAAAAAGAAAAUAUCAUGAGUCUAUUAAAAGCAUGUGAUGUAACAGAAAUUUCAGAUCAAGUUACUAAUGCUAUAGGUAAUAUAACAGAAGGUCUUUGUUACCCUCUUAAAUCUAGAAUUGAACAUAUUCUGGCUGUAGAAGCACCAGCAACAGUUUUGUACUCUGUGAUGUCAUUAAUCAGAUACUAUUUAGGAGUAUUAACUAUUGUUAUCCCAAACAGUAUGCUAGUUGAUAAUCUCAACGAAUUAUUACAGUUGAGCGAGAAAAGCUUCAACUCAAGACUUACUUUAGAAACUCGAUCUGCAUUGGGUGAACGAGCUGAACCACCAGGACAGGAGUUAGCUCCAGCAGCCUCUGUUAACCGUCUUUUAACACUACUCAAUGACGUUUUAUCAGUUGCUUUGAUUGUCACUGGAGAAGACAGAGAAAAAGAUAUACAGAAAAUUGUUUCAUUUGUUAUAGACCCUUUGCUUCAAGAAAUAAAUGAGACUGCUGCUAGACUUCCAGCCAUAGAUAUGGCUGUGUAUCUUUUAAAUUGUCUAUACAAAAUUUCAUCAACUCUAUCACUUUAUGAAUAUAUGGAUCAACGAUUAGAACGACUCCAAGCACAAUCCGAUGCACAAAUGGACACACUGACUUCAGAGCUAGCAAGUUCAUUAGUGGCUAAUUUAAAUUUGGGACCAAUUUAUACAAUUCUACAAGGAAAGGAACAAGGUCCGUUAUCUUUGAUAUCUGGUAUGGAUUCAACCAAUCUCAAAGAAUUUGCUAAUAAAUUGGAGUCAUUUCUUUUGAUGCCCGAUGCUUUUUUGUUGCCACAAAUCAGCUUGCUCCAAAACUCGAAUAAUCGGUCAACAGCACUUAAACGUUCAUUCCAAGUCAUUGGUGCUAUCUACAAGCAACUCUACGAAGCAUUGCAUGAUCCCAAAAACCUGUAUCAAUCUCCAAACUCAAUAUUCACUAGAACACCUGCAAGUCUUCUUGAAAAACUGUUGAAUUAUUAAUUUUAAACAAUGUUAUUAAUUAAUAUCAUUUUGAUUUUCAAUUAUGUUAUUUCUU
Aphidius gifuensis is the source of this 2121-nucleotide messenger RNA. It is a transcript of the gene Cog6, whose product is annotated as conserved oligomeric Golgi complex subunit 6. Gene Ontology annotation, cellular component: COG complex. Lineage: Eukaryota; Metazoa; Arthropoda; Insecta; Hymenoptera; Braconidae. Gene Ontology annotation, biological process: intra-Golgi vesicle-mediated transport. The transcript is spliced from 4 exons. The coding region runs from base 162 to 2066 and encodes 634 amino acids. The record is from RefSeq and is a predicted model, not a curated record.